UAAAGAUUCAGUUGAAGUUUUACUGUUGCCGGCUAACGUUCGAAAAUCGGAGGAUCGGAGAUAUAGAUAAACUCUCACGUUCAACUCACACUUAGCCAUAACAUAAUACACACACGAGUGCCGUUGCACUUGUGUUGGUACUUUGUUUACAGUCGCAUCGCAACAACAACAAAAACAGUGGAGUAAAAUAUAGAAAGACGGAAUAAAUAAGAAGAGGAGGCCGAUAAAAAAACCGAAGAGAAAUACGUGGAAAAGAGAAAUUUGGACGUUCUAAGCUGAGUUUUUAGACUUAAAAGAUAAUUAUUCGGAACGAACGGAUAGACUGCAACUGGCAUUAUUAUUGGCAAUUACCACACCUGCUGAGAAACCAUGGCCAGCUCCCCCAUCACAGACUUCUAUGCGGGUCGCAAUGUGUUCAUUACUGGAGCCACUGGCUUCGUGGGCGUCACCAUUGUGGAGAAACUCCUACGCGACGUACCGAACGUGGGCACACUGUACCUGCUGAUGCGAGCCAAAAAGGGCAAAAAUGUUCAGGAACGAUUGGAGGAGCUAAAAAAGAACUCCGUCUUUGACAAGUUUAAGGAGCUGCAGCUAGAGUCACGCCUUUCCAAGAUCGUUCCAAUCGAGGGUGAUGUGGGUCUAGAAAAUCUAGGCAUCUCGCCCAAGGAUCGUCAGAUUCUAAUCGACAAUGUAAAUGUUGUCUUCCAUUCGGCUGCCACGUUGGACUUCUUCCAAUCUCUGAAAGAGACCACCAACAUCAAUUUGAGGGGCACAAGGCGAGUGGUGGAGCUGUGCCAACAGCUCAAGAAUUUGGAUUCUUUGGUCCAUGUGUCCAGCGCCUACGUGAAUGCCUACCUAACCAAGGUCGAAGAGAAGCUAUAUCCCUCGCCCGAAGAUCCCGAGAAGAUCAUUCAGCUGUCGGAGACCCUCAACGAUGAGGCUCUCAAAGAACUUGAACCAAAACUUCUCAAGGAUCACCCGAAUACCUACACCUUCACGAAGCACUUGGCGGAGCACGAGGUGGCAAAUGUAGCCAGUAAAUUCCCCUGCGGCAUCGUUCGUCCCAGCAUGAUCACCGCUGCUUGGAAGGAACCACUUCCUGGAUGGACCAUUUCUAAGAACGGUCCUCAGGGCUUCUUCAUGGGCGCCUCAAAGGGUGUGCUGCGUCGUCUUCCCUUGGACCCCAGCAUUAUCAUGGACUACAUACCCAUCGAUGUGGUGGUCAAUGGAAUCAUAACUACCGGUUACUAUGUCAACUCGCUUCAAGCGAAAAACGGAGGUCGUCCAGCCGAACUGCAAAUCUUCCACCUGACCUCCAGCACAUACAAGCCAUUCCGGUUUGAGCUUAUGGCUGACAAAAUCAAUGGCUACCUGCACGACUAUCCACUGAACAGUGCCGUUUGGUAUCCCAAUCUGCGUCUGGUCAAGAGCCUCUGGGUGUUCCGACUGAGCGCCAUUCUGUUCCAUUUCAUUCCUGCUAUUAUCCUGGAUCUGGUUACUAAGAUUGGAGGCGGAAGGCCAAUCUUGGUUCGUCUGCACAAGAACGUUUGGAACUCUCUUAAUACCCUGGAAAAGUUCAUCUUCACGGAAUGGCACUUCGACAGCAAACGUCUAUUGGCGCUUUCAAAGACUUUGAAUAUCGUGGACAAAAAGAAGUUCUUCAUCGACAUCGGUGAGCUGACAUGGGAUGAGUACUUUGCUAACACGAUCCUUGGAGUGCGUCAGUAUCUCAGCAAGGAGCCGCCAAAGAACCUGGAAAAAGCACGUCGCAAGGACAAAAUUCUCCUGGGUCUUCAUGUGGCACUGCAACUCUCAUUUUGGUAUGGAAUCUUCAAACUGAUUGUCUGCAUUACCGGAAUUUCAACCGCCAAGGCAGCUCUUGUCCUGCCCGUUCUCUAUUACUUGUUUGGACUGCUUUAAGACGCUGAGCAAUAUUUCCCCAGUAGUUCAACAUUUUCUCAAUGUUAUUUAUGCUAAAUGCAAUUUGUAUGAGGUUUGGUUUUACAAUAUAAAUACAUACAAAAAAUUAAA
Messenger RNA from Drosophila eugracilis, 2031 nucleotides. RefSeq names its product putative fatty acyl-CoA reductase CG8306. Gene Ontology annotation, cellular component: peroxisome. Gene Ontology annotation, molecular function: alcohol-forming very long-chain fatty acyl-CoA reductase (NADP+) activity. Lineage: Eukaryota; Metazoa; Arthropoda; Insecta; Diptera; Drosophilidae. The transcript has 6 exons. Gene Ontology annotation, biological process: long-chain fatty-acyl-CoA metabolic process. The record is from RefSeq and is a predicted model, not a curated record. Bases 370 to 1920 code for a protein of 516 amino acids.